AUGGUUUCCAUAUCCACUCCUUCCCGCAACCGCAAGCAUGAUCCUUUGAUGAGCGGUCCCACACUGCCAUUCUUAUAUUUCUGUUUGGGUGCCAUGUUCAUGUCCCUCUUUGGUCGGUUGAGUACCAUGAUGAAUGUCUCUUCUGGAAAGGCCUAUUCGAAUGAAUUGGAUCCCAAUGCCGUAUUGAAUGACCUUCCUGGUGGUAAUCCUCACAAUCGUCUUCAACAACAACAAGUAGGUGAAGUCGAAGGAGGUUUGCCCAAUACCAAUCCACAGCAACAAUAUCAAUACUUGACGGACGAAUUGCAAAAGAAGCAGCAUUCGUACUUGGAAUUGGAAACCAAAUACAAAGAGGCUCAAGCCCAAUUGCAAUCCCAGCAAGAGAAGAUUGCCAAAUAUGAAAGUGUGGUGGACGAAUUGUACAAAUCUCGAAGACGGUACGGACAAAGCGAAGAGCAAAAAGAAUCCUUGAAUUCCACCUUGUUGGAAGUGGAAGAGAAGAUUGAUAAAGUCCGAUCCAUUUUGCGAGGGGGGAACAGUCAAGAUGGUGGUAGUGCGAGAUGA
Molecule: messenger RNA, 564 nt
Organism: Cylindrotheca closterium
Lineage: Eukaryota; Bacillariophyta; Bacillariophyceae; Bacillariales; Bacillariaceae
Source: the annotation of a GenBank genome assembly